AGUCUAUGGUUUAUUUAAAUUUUUAUUUGUCUUUGCUAGUCCAGGUGGACGAAAAGUACAAAAAAGGUCUAUGGUUUGUGUCCAUUGUUUUUCUACAAUGUUAUUUUUCUGACUGCUGGUGGUGGACGAGAAAUUAGUUUCGAGUGAGUUUCGCGUUAGUGUUUCUAGUGUUCGUGUUCGAUACUGUGAUUUAUUAAGAAUAGAUCACGAAGAUGUCGUCACCGAGCGCUGGGAAACGACGCAUGGACACCGAUGUCAUCAAACUUAUCGAAAGCAAGCACGAAGUGACAAUCCUGAGCGGCCUUAACGAGUUCUGCGUGAAAUUCUUCGGACCUCCAGGAACGCCAUACGAAGGUGGUGUGUGGAGAGUACGCGUGCACCUUCCCGAUCAUUACCCCUUCAAGUCUCCGUCCAUCGGUUUCAUGAAUAAGGUCUACCACCCCAACAUAGAUGAGGUGUCGGGGACCGUGUGUCUUGACGUCAUCAACCAGGCGUGGACUGCCCUUUAUGACUUAUCGAAUAUAUUUGAAUCGUUUCUGCCGCAACUGCUCACCUACCCGAACCCGAUCGACCCGCUGAACGGUGACGCGGCCGCCAUGUACCUGCACAAGCCCGAGGAGUACAAGAAAAAAGUCUGUGACUACGUUCGUAAGUUCGCCACAGAAGAAGCGUUGCUAGAGAAAGACGCGAUAACAGGGGUCGGGGCCAGCGCCAACAAGGCGAGCAACGGCAACGACUCGGACUCGGAGUCCUCGAUGAGCGACUUCAGCGAAGACGAGGCGCACGACAUGGAGUUAUAACACAGACUGGCCCGGACCGCAGCCCGCGCGAGGCCGCUCACCGCCACCGCUCUGUGAACGCGUACGAGAACAAUAAAAACGUUCGUUGAUUCGAAUUCGAAUUGUAACGGUUUUAGUUUUCGAAUUUCGAACCCGGAAGUCGCACUUUUUGAAAGUAUCGUUGAACAACCGUAUCCGUUUUGGCUUGUUUCGUUUUGUAUUCGAACGACAAGAGAUUGAAUAUAAUUGUUUCUUAAACUAUUGAGAUAUUAAAACUAUAUAUAAUUGGUGUAUUCAAUUUUCAGUGGUCUAUUAAUUUUUUUCGUAUCAAAAUUCGUUUUGUUUCACUCUAAUGUACUUACUCAAUGUAUUAAUCCAAUUACAAUUUAAAAUAAUAAUACUACAUGACACCAAACAAAACACUAAAGCACUAUAGUGAGAUUAAUGUUGUAUCUGUAUUUGAAUAAUAAAAAUCGCUGCUACAGAUAAUAUUAAGAUAAUGGGGUUGCCAAUAAAAAUAUUUUUCCACACGCAGAGAGACAGCUUCAAAAAAUAUAUAUAUUGUAAAAAAUAAUUAAGGAUUCGAUCGUUUUAUGUAGAAAAGUUCAAAGUCACUCUCUUCUACGACUAAAGAAAAAUUUAUAUUCAUAGCGUUAAUUCGGAAACGUAAUUGUAAUGAAAUUGAACGUACAUUGUUUUCUAAAAUGAAAACGCCUACCGUGUUCACAAGUGCUCACAAUUAGCAGUUGGCGGCUGAGUUUAGUGCUGCUCUGUAGUAUAGGUACCCAUAACAAGCGUCAGGGCUCCCAUCAGGAAAACGUACUCGCACAGUUCCGCGUUGAACCAUAAACUUGUUGCUUUAUAAAUGAAGGGCUGUAAAUAUCCUGGUAAAAUUAAUACCGACCGAAACGCGUUCGCAGGUGAGUUUGGUCACACAAUGAAUCUUGAUAGGCAAAUACGAACUUAAUACUGAAGUACGUCUGCCGCGGACAGCUGUCAACAUGAAGUCAACACAAAACCACUACGGCCUUUUAAUCCUAAAAGGUACGUAAACUUUUGCCAGAUCAUCAGAAAUAUAUAAAUAUAUAUUUUUUGGUUGGUUCUUUUCGGCAUAACGCGGUCGGUGUGUAGCGAUGUUCUUGUAUUUUUAUGGAAUUGUAAAAACGGUAAACGGACCCUAGGAUUGUUGGUGAUUCGUCCUUAAUAAACGAGGCUCGUGAUGAAGCACGGCCAAGAGACCGGUCACGAGGUAUGGUCCCGGGUGCUAACGACCAGAAAAGGGUGGCUCUUCUCCAGAUACAUCUUCCCCGUCAUUCAUGGUAGUGUCUUUACUGUCUUUUUUGUUGUACAUUUAUACUUUACCCGCAUGGAAUACACUGUACUUUAAGUGGCUCCAGCACUGGGUAAAAAGUGACUUGUGUUAACGCCCAAUAUUCAAACUAUUUCCAUCCCGAUUAUCGUUGUUUUUUUGUUGUAUUUUUAUACUUUACCAUAUCAUUAAAUAAAUAGGUACCUGCCUGCAGGUCUGCCAUAAUCGUGUCACUGGACCAGAGCACCGGCUGUCUUUUUCAUUAGGCCACUAGCCCUGUCUCAUCUGCGAUCCGGUCAUAGGUCUCUGAACGCUUGGGGUUAUUAGUCGAUAGAGCUUCGAUAUAAUUCGAUAUUUCGACUAAAAAAAAUAAAAUAAGAGUAAUCAAUUUAGAACGCCUCUUUUUUUUCGAAUUUAUGGACAUGUUAAGUGUCGGUUAGCACUUUGGGAAGGUGCGAGUCUGUACCGUGUUUCGUUACGAGCGAGUAGAAUACGCUUUAAGGUUAGAAGCAAUACGACAGUCGAAGUGUUCACGUUAAAUCAGAGAAUCUUAUUGUAAAAUGGAGAAAUUGUAAUAUUAGAUAUUUAGGAUUUUAAAGGUUUUAAAAUGUAGACGUAAAAAUUAUUUGAGAGAGGCUGCGGUCGAUUUCUGGCCCCUGAGCUCAAACCGCUUCAGCCUUAUCUGUAAGGCAAUGUUUACGAGGAGUGCAUUGUCGGUCAACGCUUUUGAAUAAGCCUUAAUUACCUUAUCUUUCUUUUUUCUUCCACGGUUCCGCAUGACGGAAUGGGGAGCUUGUUUACACUUGACCUCACGAAAAUUGCACACACUGUAAUGACCUCGCAUUUUGCAUCUCGUUGAUUCUGCUUUGCUUUGAAAGAAUCUGAACGUCUUUACUUCAUAUUGAAAUCUUGUAGUGGUAACUCGUCUAUGAUCGUAGACUGAUGAAGCAUGGCGUAUCUGCAACACCUCCCCCACAACCCCGGCGCCGCAGCCGCCCCCCGUUAACGUGACGUACGCAACUUGCGACCACGAGUCUGUGGGCUGAUCAAAAUGGCCGGGAUCACGAGUUUUUAAAGUACUUCUUCCGUUUUGUUAUCUCUUUGAAGGAGAAGGAUUAGCGCGCUUAUAGAUACAUUUGAAAACUGUCUCAGUACCGUUCACAGAGCUAGUAGCUACGGGCGCGAUCGAUCUAGUUACUUGUACAUAACUUAAAUAUGUCCGACAAUAGAGUUUAUCGAACUUAAAUUUACUAAACAGUGUAAAGGAACAGUCAGCACUAUCUCAUAGGUAUUAAUGUAUUUUUUAUUAUUAUUAAUAAUUAAUUUUAGUCUUAAUUUCGUUUGAAAGAAUGUUGUUUGGUAAUCGCGCUUCGUUACGUGACGAUGAGCCCGUCUCGCGGUGUAACGCAGCUCUGUUAGUGCGUCCGCACCGAGCGUCGCUGUUCGCAGUUAGCUUCGUACGAAUAUUGCUUAAAUUAGGUAGCGCAUAAAGUCGAAUUUACGUUGUACAAAAACUGCACUUAUAACUUUGACUGUGGGGUUUUUUUUUUUGAUGUAUUAAAAUUAAAUUUGUAGAUUAACUACUUAAAUGAAUCUUAAUCUGCAAAUAGUCGUUUAGAUAUCAAUCGCAUUACACUAGAACCGAUUAUGAUUUGAAAAGUAUAAAUCUUGUACAUUCGACUUUAUACCUUAAUGUCGAGCAAUAACGUUUCGUGCCUCGCGUGAGCGGCGUGAGCGCUUAUCUGUCGGCGGACGAAAAAAUAAAUAUAAUUAGCAUAUCGUUGAUUUGCAAUUCAAUAGUAAUUACCCGUACGUGUAAACAAAGAUGAAUAAAAAUCAAUUGUGACGCAUUUCGCAAUGUUUCAUGACCCGUGACAUUGCACACGAAGGUUCGUGCAAAUUCUCUAAAUUAUAAUUUUUUUUUUCUUUUGAAUCCGUAUUAUUGAGUUAGAUCAGCGCGUUAUAUUCCUGGAAUGUUCACGGCAGUAUGUUGAUGGUCUCAGUGAGCGAACCAUACAGGAAAUUUAAUGAAGAUUUUCGUUAUGGCAACAGAAAAUUUUAGUUUGUCUAUAGUCGCGAAAUACACGAUCUGUGAUUGUUUUUUUCUUCCUUAUUUCCAGUUGUAUGUUCAUUUGUCAAUAGUGUUUUUUUUUUUAUAAUUGUAAAACAUCGUACUUAGUAUAAUUCAUAAUUAAAAGAUUAAUAAUUUAGUUGUUUUUAGCUUGUUUGGGCUUUGGACACCGCCUUUUUUUACAUCUAGAACAUAAACCAUGAUGUGAAUAUAAUCUACUGUACAUUUGUAACAUAGUAACGGGAAUUAACGCAUUUUACCUUUAAAAAUUUGUCCCAAUAUUCUAAAAGAUAGAUGCAAAAUCUUUUUAAAAUAAACAUCUAUAAUCUUAAGAAAUCUGUAUUAAAAAUCUUGCAAAUAAAAAACUGGAACACCAAUAAUAUUGUUGAUUAAAAUUAUAGGUACUAGUCUCAUAAUUUCGACGUCGUCGGGUAAUAAUUGCGUUAAUUCCUAAUAUUUUGUUAUUCAAUUAAGCAACCAAAAUAAUUUAUGAGUAAGUUUGUAACGCUUGUAUGAAUGUCGGCGGUGUUGCAAGCAAUAGAGAAAAAUUCGCUGUACACCAAAUAAUACUAGCAUGAAGAGCGCUGAUUCUGUCGUUUCCUGGGUUUGCUUGGCAUAAAUACUUUUAACACAAUGUACUUUUUGUUUGAAGAACAUAAUGCCACAAAUUUAAUUGAUUACAAAAAAAAAAUCGCCCAUCACUUUAAAAAGCUUUAAAUGAAAACAAAAUAAUGGAUUUUAAAUUUAUUCUUCAAAUAUUUUUCAACAUAUCAAUUUUUCUUUUCAUUUACAAAAAGCUUCAAUUAAAAAAAAAAAACGUUUGGACACAUAAUAGAUCUCUCAGUCUAUGACAUGUUGCGAACUAAAAGUGUUGCAAUUUGUAUAUUUAAGUGAAUAGGGUUAAACAUAGAUUUUAAAUUAAAAAAAGAAAACGAAAAAAAUAUAUUAAUAUUAUAGACAUAUAUUAUCUUCGAAAUAAUAAAAAAAAAACUAAAAGCCAUAAUAAUAUAUUUUGGUAUAAGAAAAGAAUAACGUAAUUUUUUGUCGAUGGUUGAUUUUGAUAAGAUUCCGUCAUGUCCACCCCUGCUUUAUUAUUUUGAUGAUAUUUUAAUAUUUUGACAGUGAACUGUUGGCCGUAAAUAGUACAUUUUGAAAGCAAAUUAUGUAUUUUUAAUAUUUGACAAUAUGGUGUUCCGAUGUCGCUCGAUAAAUGUACUGUAUGAGUUCCAACAACGGUUAUGCAUGUUACAAAAUUAUAUUAAUAACCAUUUUAUUUCUUUACAUAAUAUAAUAAAACUUACGUUAUUUUAAGUA
Messenger RNA from Bombyx mori (domestic silkworm), 5473 nucleotides. RefSeq names its product ubiquitin-conjugating enzyme E2 H (gene UbcE2H). The coding region runs from base 213 to 800 and encodes 195 amino acids. Gene Ontology annotation, molecular function: ubiquitin conjugating enzyme activity. Lineage: Eukaryota; Metazoa; Arthropoda; Insecta; Lepidoptera; Bombycidae. Gene Ontology annotation, biological process: ubiquitin-dependent protein catabolic process; protein polyubiquitination. Gene Ontology annotation, cellular component: nucleus. The record is from RefSeq and is a predicted model, not a curated record. The transcript has 5 exons.